Molecule: messenger RNA, 1122 nt
Organism: Sinocyclocheilus anshuiensis
Lineage: Eukaryota; Metazoa; Chordata; Actinopteri; Cypriniformes; Cyprinidae
Gene: myl9a
Product: myosin, light chain 9a, regulatory
Exons: 4
Coding region: 163-687 (174 amino acids)
Molecular function (GO): calcium ion binding
Source: RefSeq, a predicted model, not a curated record
GAUGCUGACCUUAUUGGCCGGCUCAGGAACAGGGAGGUGUGGAGAAACGCCUGAAAAACCAAACAAACUUCCCUUCAGCCCAGCAGAGGAACAGACCCAAUGCACACAGACGUUCUCUAACCCCUUUCCACAGAAAAACAAGAACCAAACCCUGCGGUCAGAAUGUCUGCGGCCAAGCGUGCCAAAGGAAAGACCACAAAGAAGCGGCCGCAGAGGGCCACGUCCAACGUCUUCGCCAUGUUCGACCAAUCACAGAUCCAGGAGUUCAAAGAAGCCUUCAACAUGAUCGAUCAGAACAGAGACGGAUUCAUCGAUAAAGAGGAUCUACACGACAUGCUGGCCUCUCUGGGGAAGAACCCGUCUGACGAGUACCUGGAGGGAAUGAUGAGCGAAGCUCCUGGACCCAUCAACUUCACCAUGUUCCUCACCAUGUUUGGAGAACGUCUGAACGGAACCGACCCUGAAGACGUCAUACGAAACGCCUUCACAUGCUUUGAUGAAGAUGCUUCUGGUUUCAUCCAUGAGGACCAUCUCCGCGAGCUGCUGACCACCAUGGGGGAUCGUUUCACAGAUGAAGAAGUGGAUGAGCUCUUCCGCGAGGCGCCGAUCGACAAGAAAGGAAACUUCAACUACAUGGAGUUCACUCGCAUCCUUAAACACGGAGCCAAAGACAAGGACGACAUAUAAAAACCAGCACCAGCUCCAUUCAGCGUCUUAUUAUAUACGUGCAGAUCCUUUAUAUCCAAUGCUACUGAUGAUCCAACACUUCAGUCUUUUUUUGAGACAACAAGAAUCCACAUUGCAAUGCACUAGAAACCAUUCAAAACGCCUUACCAUAUCACACUGGCAAGUGUUACAUGUGCGAACAUACUUUAGAUCCAGUAUUUGAUCUGUUUUCUGUCUUUCUAUCUCCAGAUAAAAUCACCUGUGUAAGUUAUCAGAGACUGGAGCAGAUAUUUGCGCUCAGCGUAGAUCUACAGAAGCCAUUCUUUGAAGUCCAAAAACACCCUUUAACAUUUAUUCAUACAUUACCAAAUAAGUGCUAAGAAAUUGAAUUAAUUCGCAAUUAGCAUUGUUUAAAAUAAAGAUGAUUUUACACUUUCUUUACUGUUUACUGUGUAA